Kogia breviceps (pygmy sperm whale) is the source of this 3990-nucleotide messenger RNA. The record is from RefSeq and is a predicted model, not a curated record. Lineage: Eukaryota; Metazoa; Chordata; Mammalia; Artiodactyla; Physeteridae.
CGUCCCCGGUCCGCCGCGGCCCCUCACGGCGCUGGCGCAGAGAUGGCGGAGGCAGUGGAGCGCACAGAUGAGCUGGUCCGCGAGUACCUGCUGUUCCGCGGCUUCACGCACACGCUGCGGCAGCUGGACGCCGAGAUCAAGGCGGACAAGGAGAAGGGGUUCCGGGUGGACAAGAUUGUGGACCAGCUGCAGCAGUUAAUGCAGGUGUAUGACUUGGCUGCCCUUCGCGAUUAUUGGAACUAUCUGGAGCGUCGGCUCUUCUGCCGCUUGGAGGAUAUGUAUAGACCCACCAUCAACAAGCUGAAAACCAGCCUGUUCCGCUUUUAUCUCGUCUACACAAUCCAGACAAACAGAAGUGACAAGGCUCAGGAGUUCUUUGCAAAGCAGGCCACGGAGCUCCAGAACCAGGCCGAGUGGAAGGAUUGGUUUGUCCUGCCCUUCCUGCCGUCCCCAGACACCAACCCCAUCUUUGCUACCUACUUUUCUCGCCAGUGGGCCGACACCUUCAUCGUGUCCCUGCACAACUUCCUGAGCGUCCUGUUUCAGUGCAUGCCGGUUCCCGUGAUCCUGAACUUCGAUGCAGAGUGCCAGCGGACCAGCCAGGUUCAGGAAGAAAAUGAAGUUCUACGCCAGAAGCUGUUUGCACUGCAGGCCGAAAUCCACCGACUGAAGAAAGAGGAGCGACAGCCAGAAGAGGAAGAGGCCUUAGUCCAGCACAAAUUGCCUUCUUACGUCUCCAACAUGGACCGCCUGGGGGACUCGGAACUAGCCAUGGUGUGCAGCCAGAGGAACGCUUCCCUCUCCCAGUCGCCUCGCGUGGGCUUCCUGUCCUCGCUGCUGCCUCAGAGUAAGAAGAGCCCCUCCAGGUUGUUGCCUGCCCAGGCCCCCCCUCAGGCUCAGAGCUCGGCCAAGAAGGAGUCCUUUGGCGGCCAGAGCACCAAGGGUAGGGAGCCAGCAUGUGCGCCCAAGGACGGGAAGAGCCUCUUCAGCGGGCUGGCCACUGGGGAGUCCAGCUGGUCACAGCACCGCCAGCGGCGCCUGCAGGACCACGGCAAGGAACGGAAGGAGCUCUUCUCCAUGACUUUGCAGUGUGCAGAGAAGAAGCCUGAAGCUGGUGGCCCGGAGGCAGAGCCCUGCCCGGAGCUCCACGUGGAGGUGCUGGAGACCCUGACACGGGCUCCUGCUGCAGGCCCUGAGGGUGGGGGGGUCCGCCCCGAGCAGCCGUUCAUCGUGCUGGGGCAGGAGGAGUACGGAGAGCACCACUCCUCCAUCAUGCACUGCAGAGUGGACUGCUCGGGGAGGAGGGUCGCCAGCUUAGACGUAGAUGGGGUCAUCAAAGUGUGGUCCUUCAACCCCAUCAUGCAGACCAAGGCAUCCUCCAUUUCCAAGUCGCCGCUGCUCUCUUUAGAGUGGGCCACCAAGCGGGACAGGCUGCUCCUGCUGGGCAGCGGUGUGGGGACGGUGCGCCUCUAUGACACGGAAGCCAAGAAGAACCUCUGUGAAAUCAGCAUCAACGACGAUAUGCCCAGGAUCCUGUCUCUCGCGUGUAGCCCCAGCGGGGCCUCUUUCGUCUGUUCAGCUGCAGCUCCGAGCCUUGCUGCCCAGGUGGACCUGUCCGCACCAGACAUCGGCAGCAAGGGCACUAACCAGGUUCCUGGCAAGCUGCUGCUGUGGGACACGAAAACCAUGAAGCAGCAGCUCCAGUUCUCCCUGGAUCCGGAGCCCAUUGCCAUCAAUUGCACAGCCUUCAAUCACAAUGGCAACCUGUUGGUCACGGGGGCGGCUGAUGGUGUCAUCCGGCUGUUCGAUAUGCAGCAGCACGAGUGCGCUAUGAGCUGGAAGGCCCACUGUGGGGAGGUCUGCUCUGUGGAGUUCAGCUACGAUGAGAACACCGUGUACAGCAUUGGCGAGGACGGGAAGUUCAUCCAGUGGAACAUCCACAAGAGCGGCCUGAAGGUGUCCGAGUACGGCCUCCCCGCUGACGCCACGGGCCCCUUCGUGCUGUCGGGUUACAGCGGCUACAAGCAGGUCCAGGUCCCCCGGGGCCGACUCUUCGCUUUUGACUCGGAGGGGAAUUACAUGCUGACGUGCUCUGCCACGGGGGGCGUCAUCUAUAAGCUGGGCGGGGAGGAGAAGGUUCUGGAGAGCUGUUUGAGCCUGGGCGGCCACCGCGCCCCUGUGGUCACCGUGGACUGGAGCACAGCCGUGGACUGCGGGACCUGCCUCACUGCCUCCAUGGACGGCAAGAUCAAGCUGACCACCCUCCUGGCCCAUAAAGUCUGAUGGGGCCGCCCCAAGGGCCGCCCACGGAAGCAGUAUUAUCCUGGGAGGCAGGCAGAGAUGGCUCAGGAAGACAGGGCGCUCCCCUUCCGGCUCCCUGCCAGGGUGGGGAGGCUUCAGGGAGAGACUGCCCAGGGGGCUCAGGCACUGUCCAGCGCCUGACGAGAACAGGAGCCAUGUAGAACCGUGGCACGCGUUCCCCAGACAUCGGCACGCUGGCCUCUGCCAGGAGCAGGCUCCAGAUGGUGGGAGGAAAGCUCAGGAAGCAGGAGAAACAUUGUGAUGGCUGCUGUUGGCCUAGAAGAGAUUGAAAGUAUUUUGUAUAUAUUCGCUCAGUUUUCUUUUUUAAAAAAAGAAUGCUCUUGUGGUCACCUGGUGUCUCUUUCUGGAACGUAUGCGUGCAGCAGAGCAUCUCCCUUCACCCUUUGCCCUGGCGACGGUCAUUGUGAGCUUCGGCCCUGCGCCCCAGCUCUUACGUCACCAGCCGCGGGGCUGACCUUUCUUGGAGGUUUGCUUGUUGGCUUUGCCACGGAAGUAGGAUGUCCUCUCUCUACUGCUCUGUUGGCUAAACAAGGUUUGUGCUGUUCCCAUUUCUUUGGGCUCACGUCAAGGAGGCCAUGGUGUCUUCUUUUUCCGGAGAGUUGGCAGCUUCUGUUGGGACAAGUGCAGGGUCUGAGGCAUCUGCCCCUCUCCAUCUGGGUGGCUGUGGUUUCCCAGGACCUGUCAUUGUGCUCCCUCCCAUUCUUUCAACUUCACGUCCCUAAGUUUGAACAAAGCCGGCCACCAGCGCCCUCUGCUGGUGAGUGACCAGAGGACAGGAGCAAGUCGGCCGGGUGCCGGGGCCUGGAACCUAGGGUUCAUGCCAUCCGCGUGUGUCCACAGCCUGGUCCUUUGCUCCCUGGCUGGGGGUGGGACCUUGAAGAGGCGGAUGCCCUCACAGGGUGGAGAGGAACAAGAAAAUGACUCCGUUCUCCCGCUUGCACUUCCACCUGAGGUGGUGGGAUUUCAGGCCUGGACCUCGGGCUCUGACACUUGACAGGGGCAGUUUGUCACCAAGCUGCUCAGAAUAGUUGUUGCAGAGGCUCCGGUCCAGAUCCGGGGUGCAGGUCUGGUGUGGGAGUGCUCCCAGUUACCUACUUUCGGAAAAUCAUGAAGAGGUUGGUACUAAAGCUUUGGCUCUGAACUGCUGGGAGUUGGGAGGAAAGCAGGAGGUGUUUAUGUGGCUCAAUUAUGAGAUAACACCAGAGACUUAGUGAUUAGUAGUUACUUACACAUUGUUACCCAUUUCCACCUCGUAAUCCUCCUUCAAAUGAACAAACUCAAGACUUUUCCAUUUAUAAUUUUUCCCAUCUUCUUCAUUGAAGCAGCAACCUUAUUAAUCUCUCCCAGUGAUUCUGUAGGACAUUUAAAACGUCGUCAUGUGUUUCAUUUGAGUGAGAAUUCAUUGUUUAGCUUUUCCGCUCUCCAUCUCGAAGUUUCUGUCUUAUUGCCCAUUCUCUCCUCUCAAUACGGUCCCCAUGGUUCGCUGAAAUGUCUUCAAGGUUUGUAGAAAACACUUGAAGAGCUGUCUCUUCUCUCAUUUCCUUUAUGCUCUGGUUUGGAUACCUGUCUCCCUCUUGUUUUGAGCUUGGCUUAUAGCUGAUGUGACUGAGGCUCCACCAGGAGGGAUUGAGGUGGGGCUUCCACAUCACUUUGAAGCUGCCAAAACAC